Molecule: messenger RNA, 4257 nt
Organism: Poecilia reticulata (guppy)
Lineage: Eukaryota; Metazoa; Chordata; Actinopteri; Cyprinodontiformes; Poeciliidae
Source: RefSeq, a predicted model, not a curated record
GUUUUGAAUAGCCCGGAGUUUUACUUUGACAGGACGGGGAACUCUGAAGCCACGUUUCCUGCCUGGUGUCUGGCUUGACAGCAGAGGAUGCAGGUGGAGCGACUCGGGCAGGACUGUUCACAUCUGUCUUGAAGGAGAAAAGGGGGGGAAAGAAAAUCUGCUCUGCUCUACGCUCUGGAUAAAAAGAAAGAAAGAAGAAAAAAAAACCCGCGUUAACUAUUUCGAAGGAUAUUAAUAAAUCUUGGCUUGUCUGGAGAAUAACGGAAUUAUCCGAAGAUACAAACUGACACCUGCAGGUUGGAGUUAGCAGUUAACCUAAACCCAUAUUCCAUAUCCACAAAGGCUUGCAUCACUGGGAAAAAAGCUGCAAGCUGCUGCUACAAUCAUGGAACCGAUACCUACAUAAAUCUUAAGGCUUUGGAAAAGUGGGAGAUCAUGGGGAAAAUAUGAACCUCUUGUACCCUGCAGCUGAUACUCUUUAAAGCUGCCACCUUAUGUCCUUUUAUUUUUCUUGACAAGAACACCCUCCCCCAAAGUGUUUGGCACAGCUCGAAAAUUUGUGGAAAUUUCCUCAAAAUCUAGACAUUAGAGACGUUUUAGUCCAAGGCACAGCAGGACCCUUCAAAGUGUCUCACUGGAUUAAAAUUGUUAUAUUUCCCCUCUUUUACCCUCCGGCUGCUUCUUAAGUCUUUCAAGCACCAACUGAUGGAGAAACGAAGGAAAGAGUCAGGAUAAGGACGAGAGUUAUCGUAACAGGAAGUGAAGGGAGAUACUGCCUGUUGGCUUGGGAACUUGGAACAGGGCUCCUGUGAGCAAGUUUUAUAUUCCGUUUAAAUUGUUUGUACAGCUUAUAUAAAUUGAAACUGGGGAUUGGCUUUGUGGCUACAAAGCAUCAAAAAAGGCAAAGAAAACAUUGGAAAUUUUAGUAUGACAAGGGUGUUAAGAUUCCUAUGCUGGCCCCUGUGGCCUUUGGCCCUUUUCAGCAUGCUAGCUACUGUAGACAUGCUGGAAUUUGGUGGGGCAACAGGCCAGUACGCACGCUAUGGCCGCUGGGAAGCAGGAUCCGUGGGUGAGCUCAGCUUCAGUCUCAAGACCAACGUCAGCCAGGCCUUGGUGCUCUAUCUGGACGACGGUGGGAACUGCGACUUCUUGGAGCUGCUUAUCGCCGGCGGCCGCCUUCAGCUGCGUUUCGCCAUCCACUGUGCCGAGCCGGCCAUUCUGCACAUGGAGACGCGGGUCAACGACGACCGCUGGCACAUGGUCUUGCUCACCCGCAAUUUUCGCGAGACUUUGCUAAUGGUGGAUGGCGAGACAAAAGUGGCCGAGGUCAAAUCAAAGAGGAAGGAAAUGGCUGUGGUCAGCGAUCUAUUUGUGGGUGGGAUCCCUCUCGACGUGCGCCUCUCUGCUCUGACCUCCAGCACUGUGAAGUAUGAGCCACCCUUCAUGGGGCUAAUCACCAAUCUGAAGGUGGGGGAGAUGCCACCCACACUGUUAAACAGCCAAGGCAUUGAGAGCGACCUGGAGUACCUCUGCACCAAACAAAACCCGUGCUUCAAUGGAGGGUUUUGCUCAAUUCACUAUGGAGAAGUUCACUGUGACUGCACCCACACCCGCUUCAGGGGGAAGUACUGCAAGGAAGCUGAAGAGUAUGCUGUGGAAGGUCUGGCGCACCUGACGUUAAACGACCAAGGUGACUCAUCUCUAGUUGGUAAAGAAGAGUCCGUUGCCACCUUCAAGGGCAACGAGUUCUUCUGCUACGACCUGUCCCUGACCCCCAUCCAGAGCAGCACCGACGAAAUAACACUCUCCUUCCGAACGCUGCAACGCAACGGCCUCAUGCUGCACACCGGGAAGUCGGCCGACUAUGUGAACCUGUCCCUGAAGAGCGGCGCCGUCUGGCUGGUCAUCAACCUGGGCUCUGGGGCCUUCGAGGCCCUGGUCGAGCCAGUCAAUGGCAAGUUCAACGACAACGCCUGGCAUGACGUGCGCGUCACACGCAACCUGCGGCAGCACGCAGGCAUUGGACACGCUAUGGUGACCAUCUCUGUAGAUGGUAUUUUGACCACCACUGGCUACACCCAGGAGGAUUACACCAUGUUGGGCUCCGAUGACUUCUUCUACAUCGGGGGAAGCCCCAACACGGCAGACCUGCCUGGAUCACCAGUCAGCAACAACUUUAUGGGCUGCCUUAAAGAUGUGGUGUACAAGAACAACGACUUCAAGCUGGAGCUCUCCCGGCUGGCCAUCGACCGCGACCCUAAGAUCACGCUGCACGGCGACCUGGUGUUCCGCUGCGAGGACGUGGCGGCUCUCGACCCCGUCACGUUCGAAGCUCCCGAAGCUUUUAUCUCGCUGCCAAAGUGGAACACCAAGAAGACGGGCUCCAUCUCCUUUGACUUCCGCACCACCGAGCCCAGUGGACUGCUGCUGUUCAGCCACGGACGUCCUCAGGGGCCCAAAGAGCAGAAGCCCGGGAGGGAACUGAAGACCGAUUACUUUGCUAUGGAGCUGCUGGACGGAUAUUUAUACCUGCUGAUCGAUAUGGGCUCUGGAAAAACAAAGCUCAAGGCCAGCAACAAGAAGGUCAAUGACGGAGAAUGGUGCCAUGUGGAUUUCCAGAGGGAAGGGAGGAAAGGGUCCAUCUCCGUCAACAGCCGCAGCAUGCCCUUCCUGUCCCCAGAGGGCAGUGAGAUCCUGGACCUGGACAGUGACAUGUACCUGGGCGGACUGCCCGAGUCCAAGUCGGACCUCAUCUUGCCGCCAGAGGUCUGGACGGCGCUCCUGAACUACGGAUACGUCGGCUGCGUCCGCGACCUGUUCAUCGACGGCAAGAGCCGCGACGUCCGCCGCCUGGCGGAGAUCCAGAGCGCUCUGGGCGUCAGCAGCUUCUGCACCCGCGAGCUGCAGAAGCGCUGCAGCAGUGCCCCGUGUGGCAACGGCGGCCUGUGCAAGGAGGGUUGGAACCGGUACAUAUGUGAUUGCACUGGCACGGGAUACCUGGGUACCAACUGUGAGAUAGAGGCAACCGUUCUGAGUUACGACGGCAGCAUGUACCUGAAGAUCAUCAUGCCCAUCACCAUGCACACGGAGGCCGAGGACGUGGCGCUGCGCUUCAUGUCGCAGCGGGCAUACGGCCUGCUCAUGGCCACCACCUCCAAAGAGUCGGCGGACACCCUGCGGCUGGAGCUGGACGGAGGCCGGGUCAAACUCACUGUCAACCUCGAUUGUAUCAGGAUAGACUGUAGCCUCAGCAAAGGGCCCGAGACGCUGUUUGCGGGCCAGAAGCUGAAUGACAACGAGUGGCACACAGUGAAGGUGGUGCGACGAGGCAAGAGCCUGCAGCUGUCUGUGGAUAAUGUCACAGUGGAAGGCCAAAUGACCGGUGCCCACACACGCCUAGAGUUCCACAACAUCGAGACGGGCAUCAUGACGGAGCGCCGCUUCAUUUCCGUCGUGCCUUCAAACUUCAUUGGCCACCUGCAGGGCCUGUCCUUCAACAGCGUACCCUACCUAGAUCAGUGUAAAAACGGGGACAUCUCCUACUGCGAACUGAACGCCCGCUUUGGCAUGAGGCACAUCAUCGCCGAUCCUGUGACGUUUCGAACGAAAGGCAGCUACUUAGCGUUAGCCACUUUGCAGGCCUACGCCUCCAUGCACCUGUUCUUUCAGUUCAAAACCACCACGCCGGAUGGCCUCAUGCUCUUCAACUCUGGAGAUGGGAACGACUUCAUCGUUGUGGAACUGGUGAAAGGGUACGUCCACUACGUCUUUGAUCUCGGCAACGGCCCGUCGCUAAUGAAGGGCAACUCAGACAAGCCGCUCAACGACAAUCAGUGGCACAACGUGGUGGUGUCCCGGGAUGCCAACAAUGUACACACGCUGAAGAUCGACUCGCGCACCGUGACGCAGCACUCCAACGGAGCCCGCAACCUGGACCUCAAAGGAGAGCUGUACAUCGGUGGCGUAACGAAGAGCAUGUACAGCAAUCUGCCCAAACUGAUCGCGUCCCGGGACGGGUACCAGGGCUGCCUGGCCUCUGUGGACCUGAACGGGAGACUCCCUGACCUGAUCGCAGAUGCCCUCCACAAGGUGGGACAGGUGGAAAGAGGCUGCGACGGACCCAGCACCACCUGUACGGAGGAGUCCUGCUACCAUCAGGGGGUCUGUCUCCAGCAGUGGGAGGGCUUCACCUGUGACUGCACAAUGACGUCCUACGGAGGCUCAUUUUGCAGCGACCGUAAGUCGUUAAACUUUUGA